Molecule: messenger RNA, 2050 nt
Organism: Thermothielavioides terrestris NRRL 8126
Lineage: Eukaryota; Fungi; Ascomycota; Sordariomycetes; Sordariales; Chaetomiaceae
Exons: 3
Coding region: 23-2050 (675 amino acids)
Biological process (GO): biosynthetic process
Molecular function (GO): transaminase activity; pyridoxal phosphate binding
Source: RefSeq, a predicted model, not a curated record
CCGCAACGGCGGAACCGGCGACAUGGAUACCUCAGCCCGACCCGUCCCUCUGCAAAACCGCGGGGACGUCAACACGGAGAAGCCGCCGCCGCUGGACCUCAGCCAUCACUACUCGGUGGUCACGAAGCGGCGGCGGCCUUCCAAUAUGAAAGCAGCUUAUAAGUUCUUUGAGAUUCCGGGCAUCUUGAACAUCGCUGGCGGCCUGCCCAAUGUGGCCCAUUUCCCCUUUGACACCCUCGAGGCGCAAACUGCAAAGCCAGUGCGAUGGACUCCCUCGCCAAACUAUCCCGGCGAGCCUGAUGCGUCGGCGGCGGCGGCGUCAGACCCUGCGGCAGCCACCCACAUCGCCGUGCCCAAGACGGUGAAUGAGACCGACCCCCUGAAAAAGAUUGACCUUGCGACGGCCCUGCAGUACGGCCUGGCCAAGGGCUACCCGCCCUUGCUCUCUUGGGUGCGCCAGUUCACCCGCGAGCAUCUCCACCCUGACGUCCCCUACCGCGACGGGCCUGACGUCGUCUUGACCUGCGGGUCAACCGACGGCUUCGCCAAGACGCUGAACCUAUUCGUCAACCAGUGGACUGAGGGCGUCAAUAGCAUCAGCGAACGACCGGGCCUUCUCUGCGACACCUUUGCGUACCCCAACGCCAUUAAUCAGGCGCUGCCGUAUGGUGUGCAGAUCGUUCCCGUGAAAGCGGAUGCCGCGGGUAUGGCGGUGGAGGGACCGGGAGGGUUGGAGGACGUGCUGGCAAACUGGGACCCCUCCAAGGGGAAGCGGCCGCAUCUCAUGUACACCGUCACACUCGGCCACAACCCCACAGGCAUUGUCCUCUCAGUCGAGCGCAAGAAGGAAAUCUACGCCGUCUGCAGCCGGUACGACGUCAUCAUUGUCGAAGACGAGCCCUACUGGUACCUGCAAUUCCCCUCCGCCGCCGUCGAGGAGGCCAAAUCCCGCGGUCUCCCCCCUCCUGCCCCCUCACCGCCGCACAAACCGGCCCGGUCCUCCGGCUUCCCCUUCCUCGACUCCCUCACCCCGUCCUUCCUCAGCAUCGACACCGAAGGCCGCGUCGUCCGCCUCGACACCUUCUCCAAGACCGUCGCGCCGGGCUGCCGCCUGGGCUGGAUCACCGCGGCGCCGGCCAUCGUGGAGCGCCUCGAGCGCAUCACGGAAGCCACCACGCAGCAGCCGUCCGGCUUCGUGCAGUCGCUCAUCUCCGAGCUCGUGCUCGGCUCCUCCCCGCAAUCCCAGUCGGCCCGCGCCGCCUUCUCCCUCCUGCGCUCCCCGCGCGAGCAGGCCGCCUUCAAGGGCUGGGACAUGAGCGGUUGGGUGCGCUGGAUCGAGGGGCUGCGCGGCACCUACGAGCGGCGCAUGGCGCGCAUGUGCCGCAUCCUCGACGCCGGGUCCCGCCUCGUCACCUCCUCCCCGCUUUCUUCUUCUCCUUCUUCCACCGCCGCCACUGACCGCCCCGCGUCCGAGUCCGAGUCCGAGUCCGAGCCCGAGUCGGAAUGGUCCCCGCAGACCGUCACCGCCACGCAGCUCUACUCCUUCGCCUGGCCGCGCGGCGGCAUGUUCAUCUGGCUGCGCACCCACCUCGAGACCCACCCGCUCUGGCAGCAUCCCACCACCACCACCAGCAGUACCAGCCGCAGUACCACCCCACCAUCCGCCUCCGGCUCCCUCCCCCCCGUCCUGGACGGCCCCACGCUCGCCGCCGCGCUGAUGGUCUUCCUGACCGAGAAGCCGUACCGCGUGCUGGCCGCGGCGGGCGGCAUGUUCGCCGCCACGGACGCGGCGCGGCGCGACGCCCGCGGCUGGGCCUACUUCCGCCUGUGCUUCGCCGCCGAGGCCGAGGCCAACAUCGACCGCGCGGCCGAGCGCUUCGUGCGCGGCGUGCACGCCUUCUGGGAGGUGCGCGACGUGCGCGAGAUUGAGAGGUUGUUGGGGGAGUUGCAGGCGCAGGGCGGGGAGGGGGGCGCUUCCGGUCGGGAGGGGGAGGAGGGGGAAGAUGAUGGAGAGGAGGUUUGUAGAUUGGGGUGGUAUAUGGGCUGUUGA